Neoarthrinium moseri is the source of this 567-nucleotide messenger RNA. RefSeq lists its product as uncharacterized. The record is from RefSeq and is a predicted model, not a curated record. The coding region runs from base 1 to 567 and encodes 188 amino acids. The transcript has a single exon. NCBI's taxonomy places the organism in Eukaryota, Fungi, Ascomycota, Sordariomycetes, Amphisphaeriales, Apiosporaceae.
AUGGACAGACUCAACAAUAACGAGCGGGAAGCAGUUCAGACACUGCUGGCAUUGCACAGUAGAUCAAUGCAGCCUUCGCAACUCGGCGUCGACGAGCGACAAGCACGAGAGGGACAACAGCAGAGUAUUCGCACGGGGAAUGGCAUGCAACUUCAACUCCGGAGGCCAAGGUGGCUUGCAAUAACUUUCAUAUAUCACGUCAUUCUUCAGCGACCGUCCACUACCCACCUGCGAGGCCUGAACCUAACCCAACACUUGGAGGAUACCCAGUUUGAAGCCCUGAUCUCGAGCUUGGCGGUGCCAGCAGAUGUGUUCACAUUUUUCUUGUCAGUAGAGGGCCCGGGUUUUAAAGGACGAGAGGAGAUCAGUCUGCUUGCUGAUAAGAACUAUCAGGAGCGAAGGUGGAGGUCGGCGGUAGCAUAUCUUGCUCAGAUGCCCGAGAAGGUUUCCAAGCUCGAUUGGCAAGGACAGGAUGAUACUAUGGUAUACGAAGUGAAUUUCGAGCUGAUUGGGCAUGACGAAGACUCGGGGAAAACUUGCGGCGAAGAGUUCGAAUUCACGAUUUGA